Molecule: messenger RNA, 5890 nt
Organism: Xyrauchen texanus (razorback sucker)
Lineage: Eukaryota; Metazoa; Chordata; Actinopteri; Cypriniformes; Catostomidae
Product: leucine-rich repeat-containing G-protein coupled receptor 4
Exons: 19
Coding region: 339-3266 (975 amino acids)
Biological process (GO): G protein-coupled receptor signaling pathway
Cellular component (GO): membrane
Molecular function (GO): protein-hormone receptor activity; G protein-coupled receptor activity; protein binding
Source: RefSeq, a predicted model, not a curated record
GUGAGGCACGACGACGAGCUGACCGUGUUUAUCUACAGGAAAUAAAUCAGAGAGAGGGAGUGAAAAUAGUGCAUUAACCGGCUUGUUUCGUCGUGUUUUUGUGAGUGUUUUCCCGGAGCCUCGUUUGUAAAGACCCGAGGGGCCACGCCAAAAAAGUGUUAAUUCGUGUUUUUGGAGGUGUGAGGCUCGAGACUCCGCACAGAAUGACCAUUGACUGGCCCGAUCUGCUUGUGCUUCGCGGGCAUUAGGUUUAAGGAACUAAAACCACCUCCGUUGACUGGUAAAAGAAACGCCGCAGAUUUACCUUCGAGGGACUUGGGGGUGAAAAGGAGGAAAUAAUGGCAUUACUGGCCAUCCGGAUGCUUGUGCUGGUGUUAUGGAUAGGGGUUCAAUCUGCUGCUGCGGGAGAGGGACAGUCUACUCCGGCCACAUGCUCGCCACUGUGCCGCUGCGAUGAGGACGGAGGUGCGGACUGCUCUGGACGAGGACUGACCACCGUCCCCAUCGGCCUCAGCGCUUUCACUUACUACCUGGACAUCAGUAUGAACAACAUCACUGAGCUGCCUGCAAAUGUCUUCAGAAACCUGCCCUAUCUGGAAGAACUACGUUUGGCUGGUAAUGACCUUGCUUUCAUCCACCCAGAGGCUCUGUCUGGCCUCCAUCAGCUUAAAGUCUUGAUGCUUCAGAAUAAUCAGUUGAAGACUGUUCCCAGUGCAGCUCUCAGGAAUCUCCAUGCCCUGCAGUCUUUGCGGUUGGAUGCUAACCACAUCACGUCGGUGCCUGAGGACAGUUUUGAGGGUCUGCAGCAGCUCCGGCAUCUCUGGCUAGAUGACAACAGUCUGACUGAGGUUCCUGUCAGCCCCCUACAGCACCAGAGCAACCUUCAGGCCCUGACGCUGGCCCUCAACCGGAUCACACAAAUCCCAGACAACGCCUUCGCCAACCUCUCCAGUCUGGUUGUACUGCAUCUACACAAUAAUCGGAUCCAGGAGAUUGGGAAGAACUGUUUUAAUGGACUGGACAACCUGGAGACAUUGGAUCUAAACUUCAACAAUCUGAAGACCUUUCCAGAGGCUAUUCAGACUCUGCCCAAGCUGAAAGAACUUGGAUUUCAUAGCAACAACAUUGCAUCCAUCCCUGAGGGAGCUUUCCAUAAGAAUUUACUGUUACGCACAAUCCAUCUCUUCGACAACCCGCUCUCCUUCGUGGGAACUUCUGCUUUCCAGAACCUGUCAGACCUGCACUCUCUAAUGCUGCGUGGUGCCAGUAUGAUGCAGGAUUUCCCCAGCCUUACUGGAACAGCAAAUCUGGAAAGCCUGACUUUAACAGGGACUAAAAUCCAAAGCAUACCAGCAAACUUAUGUGAGAACUUGACUGUGCUGUGUACACUAGAUCUGUCCUACAAUGAAAUCGAAGACCUGCUGUCCUUUCAGGGCUGUGCUAGACUGCAGGACAUAAGUCUACAGCAUAACCAAAUUCAGCAGAUAGACAGAGGCACUUUCCAGGGCAUGACCAGCCUUAGAGUGCUAGACCUGAGCAGAAAUCAGAUCAAGUUCAUCCACAGAGAUGCCUUCCUUUCUCUCAGCGCUCUCACCAACCUGGAUCUGAGCCUGAACUCCCUAGUCAGCGUUCCCACUGCAGGACUUAGUGCACUGAACCAGCUCAAGCUGACUGGAAACGUGGAGCUAAGGAACAGCCUGAUGGCUAAGAGUCUGCCUAAACUCAGGUCUAUAACGGUUCCCUAUGCUUAUCAGUGUUGUGCUUUUAUGGCUUGUGACAGUGCAGUUAGCCCAGCUGAUGAAGACGAGAGGAGAAGUGCAUUUGGUGGUGAGGAGGACAUGGAAAGGACACCUCUGGUCAUGCACUGCUCACCUUCACCUGGGGCAUUUAAACCCUGUGAGCACUUGUUGGGUAGCUGGAUGAUAAGAUUGACCGUGUGGUUUAUCUGCCUGGUUGCUCUGCUCUUCAACUGCUUGGUCCUUGCAGCCACCACCUCCCCACGCACAUCCCCUCUCUCCUCAACCCGCCUCCUUGUGGCCCUCCUGGCCUCCGCCAACCUGCUCACAGGGGUUUACGUGGCAGCACUGACGCUCCUGGAUGCUGCCACCUGGGGCUCAUUUGCAGAGUACGGCGUGUGGUGGGAAACAGGCGCCGGGUGUCAGUUGUUGAGCUUCCUUGCUGUGUUCUCCUCAGAGUGGGCUGUGCUGCUGCUGGCAUUAGCUGCGUUGGAGCGUUGCUUGGCUGUAAGGGCUCUCAUGGGAAAAGCCGGAGCUCUGAGGUCCAGUGGCGAAAGAAGGGAAGGACGAAGGAGGAUCGGUAUUACAGCGCUGCUGCUUGGAUUAGUAGCUGUUGCAGCGGCCUGCCUCAGUCUUUAUCAUGGAUCAGCUAUGGGCUCCCCUCUUUGCCUGCCCUUCUCUGGAGGUCCUGGGCCAGGGCUGGGCUUCACAGUGGCGCUGGUGCUGAUGAAUACACUGGCUUACCUGCUGAGCGCAGUGGUCUAUACGCGGCUAUACUGCAGGCUAGGUCGGGCCCAGCUGGCUGACCCUGAGCAGGCUGGGUCUGUGCGCCAUAUCGCCUGGCUCAUAUUCACCAACUGUAUCUUCUUCUGCCCAGUGGCCGCUUUCUCCUUUGCUCCCCUGUUGGCUGGGACCAGUAAUGCAGUGGGUGGGCCGGAGAUGGCCAAAUCAGUCACGCUCAUAUUCUUUCCUCUUUCUGCCUGCUUGAACCCAGUGCUGUAUGUCUGCUUCAGUCCCUCCUUUCGAUAUGACUGGCUCCGCCUUAGGGGGUGGGGAAGGGGUGGAGGUUGCAGUGGGCGAGUUGGUAAAGCGAUUACCAAAGGGACGGUAGCAGGGGGCUCAACGGUGUCUGAUGACGGCGAAGGCUUGUCCAGUGAGCUUGGUUACGACUGUGGAAUGUACACAAAGCUCCACGGCAACACCCAGGGAAUAUGUGAACACUGUAACGCUGCCCUUCACAUCAGGACAUCAUCUUCCUCCUCUUCUUCCGCUUCCUCAGCCUGUAGACAUUUAGUGAAGUCCCACAGCUGUCCUAUCCUGUUGGCAAACUCACCCCAGUGCCUGAACUCAGAGGGGUACUGGCCAGACACCGGGACACUUUCUGUCCAGUCAGAAUAUGGAGACGAGGGCGAUUCGUUUGUGUCGGACAGUUCGGAGCAGGUGCAAGCGUGCGGGCGAGCCUGUUUCUGUCAGAGCCGCGGCUUCCCUUUAGUACACUACUCUUACAACAUCCCCCGCAUGACAGACUGAGCUCACAGCCCCAAACACUCACUUCCUCACAGAGUCCUCCCGGGUGUGGAGUAUUCCUGCUCAGCAAGGAUAGAGAACAGGGAGAGGCUCUAGACGUGGCUGCAGCCAUGGAGACACAAACAGACGGAAGCACUUUCUCUUUUCACACUUGGGUUUGUGUUUCUGCACAUUUAUGUGCAGGUGUGAGUGUAUAAAAUGGUGUUAAGAUAGACUGAAUCCUUUAUCCAUGAAAAGGGAAUCUGACAGACUCUGAGCCAAAGGUUGUCAGCAAACAACUCUUAUUUUCUUUGUUUCCUGACCCCCUCAGCCAUGUUCAAUUGCGUUGUCACCCAGGGCUGAUUGACAGUUGAUGGACAUAGUGAGCUUUUCUCCCAUUGCCUGCCUUUCAGUUUGGUAGAGAAUAUAACUUGUUUAUUUUUAGAAAAAUAUUUUUCCCCCUGUUCUCCUUUAACAUCUGUCCUUUUAAUUUUAAAGCAGGGAUAUAUGUGCCAUUUUACACAUUUGUUAGAUACAUGUUUGUUAGGCUUCAGUGUUUUUAGUAAUGUCUUUUUUUUUUUCUUUUUCCUCGUCACGUGCAUCAUAAAGCCUGACAGUGGCAGAGGAUUCCGUUUUAUGUAGCUACGUUUUACUUAUACUGGAGUUCCAGUAAGCCAAUGAGAAUGUAAUGUAGAAACAGUACAAUUCUGUUCACAGUGUCUUGUUCCUUUUUUGAAAACCUUUCAAUCCUUUUAUUUUUCUGAAAGUGAUCCUAAAAUCACAGCCCUCUCCCUCAGUUGCCAGAGUAAGCCAGCCAUGCUAUGCCAAUACACUUCUGUCAAGUGUUAUGGAAAGUAAUAACAUUUUAUUUAUAUUUUACAAUGACAAUGGAUGUCUUGACCAGAGUUCUUCCUUAAUCACUAGUACAUUUCUACUAAUUUAUUUUAAGACAUACUGCUUUGAUGAAUGAAUGAAUGAAUGGCAAAUUACACACCUUUAUUUUACUAUUUUUCCAGAAAAGACAGACAAGAUCAUUUCCAAAUGUAUUUUGUACACUGGGUAGAGAAAAAUAAAGAAGCUUUUCUUUUCAGAUCAGGUCAGUCAUCUAGGGUCAGUCGAGAUAAUAUAAACAAGAGCUGACAUUUAUAAUGCUUUGUACCAAGGUCUGCAAUAUUCUAAAGCUGCCCUUAAAGUGAUAGUUCACCCAAAAAUGAAAAUUCUCAUGAUUCACUCGCCCUCCUGGCAUCCCAGAUGUGUAUGACUUUCCUCCUUCUGCAGAACACAAAUGAAGAUUUUUAAAAGAACAUUUUAGCUCUGUAGGUCCAAACAAUGCAAGUGAAUGGGUGCCAAAAUCUUUAAGCUCCAAAAUCAACAUAAAGGAGCAUUAAAGUAAUCCAUACUACUCCAGUGGUUAAAUCCAUAUGUUCAGAUACGAUAUAAUAUGUAUGGGUGAGAAACAACUCAAUAUUUAAGUAAUUUUUAUCAUAAAUUCUUCUCCCUGCACAGUAGGGGGUGAUAUGCACGAAGAAUGUAAAUCACCAAAAGCAGCAGGAGGAGGAGAAAGUGAAAGUGAAGGAAAAAGGACUUAAAUGUUGCUCUGUUUCACACCCACUUCUAUCAUAUAAUUUUAGAAGAUGUGGUCUGUAGUACUUUUAUGUUGCUCUUAUCUGGAUUUUGGAGCUUUGAAGUGUACCUAUAGAACUGAAAUAUUCUUCUAAAAAUCUUAAUUUAUGUUCUGCAAAAGAAAGAAUGUCAUACACAUCUGGGAUGACAUGAGGGUGCGUAAACGAUAAGAUAAUUUUUUAUUUUUGGGUGAACCCUUAAGAAAAGCAGAUUUUCUCUAUACUUUUAAUUUUUGAUCAGCUGUACUCUUUUAUGUUGAAGGUGACACUAAGCUAUGUCAGGUGUGGUGGAGAAGAGGACCGAAGUGCGUUUUUGAGUUCAGACAUGUAGAACAUUUAACCAUAAUGAUUCCAUUGUACACAUUUGUCCAUGUAUUUUCAGGCAUUCAAGGGAAAUGAAAUGUUGAAUGUGCAUUUGUUUGCCUAUGAUAUGGAAUGUCAACAUGUUCCUUUGGACUUCUUUUAUGUUUCAAAUGAAUGCCAGUUAUAUAAGCUCUGGCAUCAACUUGACAAAUUUAAAGAAGGCUUGCAGGUCGUAGCUAUAAGAGCCGACAUAAUUCCAAAUCAUUAUGUGUCUAUGCAUGUACGUAUGUGUGUGAUUAUGUGUAUUUGUAUUGUUUUGUAUGCCUGUGUACUUGUGUGACUGCGAGAGAUGUAGUGUUGGUAUGUUGUAAGUUAUUUUUGUAGGACACAAUCUAAUCCAAAAAUGGGAUGCAUCAUCUAACCAUGGAAGCUACCUCUUCAACUGUAGUGGCUGCCAGUAGGGAGUAGUACAUGUGGUCGUGUUUUUGUGUAUUUUGCCGGUAUGAUUGCUUGCGCUGUAAAUACAUCUAGUUGUACAUUCUCACUGAAUGAGUCACACAUUAGUUUGUACUGGGAGAAAAUUAAAUACUGUAUACAGAAAUGUUUGUAAACCAAACUAUAUAAACUGAUUCGCUUUAAAGAUGGGAGUGCUUGUUCUUUUUUAAACCUUUCCUGUUGAGUUGAUGAGUUGCAUGUGUUGUGUUUGGAGGAGAGCAUGCCAAG